CCUGUCGGCGGCGCGGCGCGGGGCGGGCGGCGCUCCCCGCCAGCGCAGCGGCAUGAAGGAGCCGUCGCUGCCCGGCACCUCGCUGCAGCGGGCCUGCCGCCUCCUUGUCGCUUUCUGCGCCCUGCACCUCUCGGCCACGCUGCUCUACUACCUGGCGGGCAGCGCCCUGGGGCCGCCGGGCAGCCCCGAGCCGCCGCCGCGCCGCCCCCCGCCCGCCAACCUCUCGCUGCCGCUCUCCCGCCCGCCGCCGCCCGCCCGGGCCCGGCCCCCGCCCGCCGAGCCCCCGCCGCCGCUCGGCCCCUGCCCCGAGCCCUCCCCGCUGCUCGUUGGUGCGCUGCGUGUGGAGUUUUCCCAGCCUGUAAACCUGGAAGAAGUGGCAAGAAUAAAUCCAGAGAUCAAAGUAGGAGGUCGUUUUGCUCCGAAGGACUGUAUAGCACUUCAGAAAGUAGCAAUAAUCAUACCAUUCAGGAACCGAGAGGAGCACCUGAAGUACUGGCUCUAUUACUUGCACCCAAUUCUCCAAAGGCAGCAACUUGAUUAUGGAGUAUAUGUUAUCAACCAGGAUGGAGAGGAAGAAUUUAACCGUGCUAAACUGCUGAAUAUAGGAUUCGCAGAGGCUUUGAAAGAGUAUGACUAUGAUUGCUUUGUGUUUAGUGACGUAGACCUCAUCCCAAUGGAUGACAGGAACACCUACAAAUGUUACAGCCAGCCGCGGCACCUCUCUGUAUCCAUGGAUAAAUUUGGAUUUCGGUUGCCUUACAAUCAGUAUUUUGGAGGUGUGUCUGCCUUGAGCAAAGAGCAGUUCACAAAGAUCAAUGGGUUCCCAAACAAUUACUGGGGCUGGGGUGGCGAAGAUGAUGACAUUUAUAACAGGCUGGUGUUUAAAGGCAUGGGGAUAUCCCGUCCAGAUGCCAUCAUUGGGAAGUGCAGAAUGAUCCGGCAUACUCGGGACAGGAAGAACGAACCCAACCCUGAGAGGUUUGACCGAAUUGCUCACACAAGGGAGACAAUGAACUCCGACGGCUUAAAUACACUAUCCUACAAGGUGUUAAGAACUGACAAGUACCCUCUGUAUACAAAGAUCACAGUGGAUAUUGGCUCGCCAAAUAGCUAACAUCUGAGAUACAACAGAGACUUGCCUAUAUUGCCCAGGACAUCUGGCCUCACUGAUGCAUUAUAUCUGCUGAUUUUAUAACAACUGCAGUGAACCAAAAAAAGGCCUCUUUUGGCAUGCCAAAGUGUCUCCAAAUUGGUUGGACAAGUGCUUUUUUUUUUUUAAGUUUUUAAAUUCUAAACUUGACUUUACACAACUUUCUAGCUCUCCAUUGUUUUGUAAGUCCAGAAGUUGUAUAUAGGAGUUGUAAAUAUUUACCAGAAAAUGUUGAAUCUGAUCUAUUUGCUGCAGUACUCCCCAUGGGUUGAGUUAAUUUCUGGACCCAAAUUUUACUGAUUAUGACUGAUGUAUCAACAAUUACUGCCCAUGAGAUUUGGUAUUUUACAUGAGGUGCGUGCAGACAUUCUUUUUAAUUCAUUCCUGGUUUUACUUUAUGAAGGACUGUAAAAUGCUGCUAAAAUUGUACAAGUUUACGCUUUGCAUUAGAUUUUAAUUUUUUUUUUAAAGGAGACAACAUCACACAUUUUUUUCUCGUAGUGACCAAAACAAACAUCUUCUCUGUGUGCAGAGCAGGUGUUGAACAAUCAAGUCUGGAUUCAAUGAAUGUUAUUAUUUCUCUUCUUCUCAAAGGAGUCUUUGAGUGAGUCGAGACAGAGUUUGCUGGAAUUUGUCAGUGAGCUCUCUGCAUAGGUUGGGAGCUACACAGGCAGCAUCUGCAAAAACUGCUGGCUUCAGAUAAUGUUACUUCUGGAUAUGAUAGAGCCUAUUUGCUUCCGCACAACAACACCUGGGGGUUUUCGGGGGGGUUGAGAGAGGUGGGUUUGUAGUGUUGGGUUUUUUCCCCUGAAAUAAAGAUUAAUUUAAUUGCAUGAUUAAAUUAUGGCCUUAGAAUUUGCCGACACUUGUUAACGGUGGUAGGAAGUUACCACACUAUUUAAACAUUGUCUGAAGCUUCAUAAAACCAAAAUUCUCUCUUGCAAGAUUGUGCAUAAAACUUGAAAUCUUUUAUUACUUUUGUUGUUGUCGUAACAUUUUAAUAACUUUUAAAAGUAAUUUGUGUAUCAUAAGCAGUAUAUUUAAUACCAGAUUAAAGUAGGGUGCAGCAUAUAAUAGGAUAUGAUUCAAGGCCUCCUCUAUCUUUAGACUAGUAGGCUUUUUAUGUGCGUCAUUCUGUAUAAGCCACGUAUCAUAUUUGCUCUGCAUAUUUGUCCGUGAAAUCUCCUGCGGUGCUGAGAUACAGCAGGGCUGACAUCCAAGUGAUUUUCCUUCGCCUAAAGCCUGUUUGCAGUGCGUGUGUACUCCAUCUGGAACCUCCUUUCUGAUUGUCUCAGGCUUUGAGGGCCAUGCACGUUCUGCAGUACUAUUUUCUGUCAGUGCACCAGGGCACCACCUGUACAGACCCUGCUUCUCCUUCCCAUGACCAUAUGAAAGCCUGAAGCGCUGACACCCAUGGAGCUCGUUUAAAUGAUUUAAAGCUCUUAGCCAUAACCGAGAACUGAAUUCCUUCUGGUGAGUGCUUUGCCACCAGCUCUGACCACAGCAAUUUGCACUUCCUUGGCCUGUGCUGAAGGCUGUAAAAAUCAGGGACACUUGUUGUAUUGGGGAUCAUCUUCAGCACUGCCUUUAGUUUUUUUGGUGGGGGUUUUUUUUUGUUUAUUUUUUUGUUUUGUUUUGUUUGGGGUUUUUGCUUUGUUUUGUUUUGUUUCGAUUUGGUUUUGGUUUUUUAUUGCAUUUUUUUUGAGACCUGAAGGUUUUGCUGAACCCUUGCACUGCAGGGGUGGGAUCCUGCAGAGGCCGGGGGACAGUGCAUUUAUUUUUAGGCCAGCAGUGGCUCAAAGGAUGCAAAGAAACUUUAAUUACUAACUGCCUUUUCAGUCUCACUUUGAAAAAGUCUUCACUCCCUUUGCUUCAAAGCUCUUUCUGGCUAGACUUGCUGCUCCAGUCAUGCUGGGAGGUGAGCAAAGAUGGGCUUACACGGAGCAGGAGCAAAGUGCAAGGAAGGAGGCUUGUGGUUAAGAGCUUCUCUGUUGUGCUUACCAUUGCAUUAAAAAAAAAAAUGAAUAAAAUAAAAUACUCCUUUUUGGCAGUUUAAGCUCCAGCUCUUGCAGAUACAAGGGAGUACAAGAAAAUGUGUUUUAGAGAAGUCAGGUCAAAUGUCUACCCAUAAAACAGUGUGGUCUACACCAGUAAUGAGACACAGGAGAGGACUGGUUUUGUUUUUUCAAAGGUGCCUUAGAAGCAGGGACCCACUCCCACGGGAAGCACAUCAGCACCAAAACUCCACUUGAAAACGGCAGACCUUUGCAGAGAGCACUGCCAUUUUGUGCUGAGCCUUUUGUAACUUGCAGAGCUGGGACCUUCAGCUGUAGAGGUGUCUGUCUCGUACCAGCCUCUGCAAAGGGGAUGGAUACCUGUUGUAAUUGAGUGGUUGGUUUUGGCGAGAGGUGGGGGGGGGAGGCCCUGGGGGCGCUCCUUGCAGUGGGAUUCUUUGAAGAUUAGAAAAAGUUAGUGUAGCAACUCGUUAUUUGGCUGUGUGCUGAAAUCAUUCAAUAUCAGGAGGUGGUCCGAGCACCCGUUUCUGGCUGUUGGGAUCUAAGGUUUCUACAGCAUGUGCCUUGAAAGAGGAUAGAAAUGGAAACUGGAAAAUCAGGAAACCUGAAAAGCAUUCUCAGCAGAGAGAUACUAGCAGUGCAAGAAGCUGCUGCAUAGUUUCUCUUCUACUUAAGCCACAAGCCAUGUAAGAACCAAAGCCACUUCUGUUGCUCAUUUUGCCCUUUGGCGCUGACCUUGAUUUCCAGAUCUCACUGUCUCUGUGUAAACUGUAUCAGUCAAACUCAUUAAGUGCUCUCGUCUCUCUACCUGGCCAUGAAAUUUCUCUCCCUGGGAUUUUAUGGGGCCUUGUCUACGAACCUUCAGGCUGCACAGGAGUCAGUUCUGGCCAUGUCCUGUGAUGGGUGGUGUUUUUUCCUCUCCCGUACUGGUAAAACCACUCAAAGUGAUACUGAGUGUAACUAAGGGUUGAAACCCAGAAAAAAUAGCUGCAAAGGAAAUCCUAAUGCUUGGUUUCUUUGGGAUGACUGUCUGCUUGUUAGUGUGAGGUAGGGUCCUGAUACACAGCUUUCCCCAGGAUGUUGCUGUGUACUGGACUGAUUAUGGGUUUCCUGUACAUGUUUUGCUUUUGUAUUUUUAUCAUUUUAUGUAUCAAGGGCUGUGUAAUCCAAUGUUCCUGCUUUACUAUUGAUGUCAAAUAAAGUAUUUUCAGUAAUGA
This is a messenger RNA of Chiroxiphia lanceolata (lance-tailed manakin), 4382 nucleotides long. It is a transcript of the gene B4GALT1, whose product is annotated as beta-1,4-galactosyltransferase 1. The transcript is spliced from 6 exons. Gene Ontology annotation, biological process: carbohydrate metabolic process; protein N-linked glycosylation. Gene Ontology annotation, molecular function: beta-N-acetylglucosaminylglycopeptide beta-1,4-galactosyltransferase activity; cytoskeletal protein binding. The record is from RefSeq and is a predicted model, not a curated record. The coding region runs from base 53 to 1114 and encodes 353 amino acids. Lineage: Eukaryota; Metazoa; Chordata; Aves; Passeriformes; Pipridae.